Messenger RNA from Leptinotarsa decemlineata (Colorado potato beetle), 1116 nucleotides. It is a transcript of the gene Ssu72, whose product is annotated as Ssu72 CTD phosphatase. Gene Ontology annotation, molecular function: phosphoprotein phosphatase activity. Gene Ontology annotation, cellular component: nucleus. Lineage: Eukaryota; Metazoa; Arthropoda; Insecta; Coleoptera; Chrysomelidae. The record is from RefSeq and is a predicted model, not a curated record. Gene Ontology annotation, biological process: mRNA processing.
UGGUAAAGUGGUAAAUGGAAGAAAAUAAAAUAAUUGGUGAAUAUUUGGCACAUGUCACAUUAGAAUAUUCCAAGAAACUACGACAUUAAGCCAAGCCUUAAAAUUUUAUUUUCAAAAUUCAAUAUACUCCUAGUUUCCUCUCUCAAGUAUAAUAUUUUAAAUAAAAUUUCUCCCAAAACAAUUUCAAAACUACUAAGUCCUUUGCCAUAGUGGAAUUGCAUCUUAAUUCAUCUAAUCUUCUGAAAGGUUCACAAAUGGGCUAUGUUAGUGAUUUACGCAUUGCGGUGAUAUGUUCUAGCAACAUGAAUCGCAGCAUGGAAGCCCAUGCGUUUCUAUCCAAAAAAGGGUUUGACGUUAAGUCCUAUGGAACAGGCGAGAAAGUGAAGAUACCUGGUUCUGCAGCUGAUAAGCCAAACGUGUACGAAUUUGGCACUUCUUACGAUGAUAUAUAUGUGGACCUACUCCAAAAAGAUAAAUCUUUAUACACCCAAAAUGGUUUACUGCAUACCCUAGAUAGGAACCGGAGGAUUAAAACUCAUCCUGAGAAAUUUCAGGAGGCAGAUGAAAAGUUUGACAUCCUCAUAACAUGUGAGGAACGGGUUUACGAUCAAGUUCUAGAAUAUAUGGAAAAUAAAACGCCAAUCGACAACUCAAUAGUUCAUGUUAUCAAUAUUGAUAUUCAAGAUAACUUGGAAGAAGCCACCAUUGGAGCCUUUUUAAUCAGCGAUAUGUGUCUUAUGAUGGCGAAAGCUGAAGAUCUAGACAAUGAUAUUGAAGAAGUCCUUCACAAUUUUGAAGAAAGGUGUCAGCGAUCGAUUUUACAUAGCAUUGUUUUUAACUGAAUUUUAGGUUUAGACAAAUAAUUUUAUUGAUAUAAACGAUGUGGGGCAAGUGUAAACUUGUGAAUGAAUAAAAGGUUUGAAUGUUUAUUAUUAUAUAACUAGACUUGAGUGAAAUAAAGUAUAUUUUGUAUUGUAUUAACUUAGCUUUUCGUAUUAUUUUUCGAUGGUCAACAAAUGUAAUUAUAAUUAUGAUUUUUGACUGACGAACUCGAGUGUAUCGUAUCUGUUAUACAACUACUGACACUAUCUUCAAAAAUAAAUCAAUAUAAUUAUU